AUGGAUCGUGCUCAAUCGGGUUUUUUCAAAAUAGGGACCGUGCUCAAUCGUGUUUCACCGCCAGGAGCAGUACCAUCGACACAGGGGCGGAUAGGCUCACCGGAAUACCGGGAAAAUCCCGAUAGAGACAUUCCUUUUACAUCAAAUAGAGCAUUCUAUCGUUAUGAUGGUAGUAAACGAAUUUGGUUAACUUAUAGUUCCAAACAUUCAGCUUUAAUUUGUAGUAUAUGUCUAGCGUUUGGAACUGUGUGUGACAAAAAUACAUUUACAGUAGGCGUUAAUGAUUGGCGACAUAUUACCAACGUAUUGAAGAGCAUGAAAAAAACAGUAGACACAAUUAAUGAGUUAGUGGCAUUAUGUGAAACACGCUGGGUUUACAAGUAUGAAAGUGUCUUGCGGUUCAAAGAAUUAUAUCCAGCCAUUAUUGUUGCAUUAGAAAAAUUAGAAUCUUUAAUAAAUAAAGAAACAGCUCAAAAGUCUUGUCAGUUAUUAAGUUCAAUUAAAGACGCUAAAUUUGUUAUACCUCUCAUAAUAAUUGAAAAUAUUUUUUCCUAUACGUUAACAUUGUGUAAACAGUUACAGACAAUAAAUGCUGAUUUGGUCGAAGCAUGUAAUCAUGUAGAUGACGUGUUGGCAAUUUUGGACGAAAUGAGAGAAAAUAACAAUAAACAUUUUUCAGACAUGUUUUCCGUUGCUGCAAUAAUGAUGAAUAAAAAUAAAGAAGAAAUAGAUUUUCCUCGUUUCGCUAAUAGACAAACACAGCGUAAUAAUGUGCCCACUAAUAACUCUGAAGAGUAUUACAAACUUAACAUUUUUUUGCCAUUUCUUGACCAUAUAAGAAUACAGCUUUCUGAUAGAUUUCAAAAACACAAAUUUUUAAUAAAAUCAUUACAACAAAUUAUUCCAAGUAAAUGUAUACAUUCCACUAGUGAAGAAAUGAAUGACUGUGUACAGUUUUAUUUCCGGAUAUUGACAGAACCUACUGUUUUCAAAGCUGAAUUUUCAAUAUGGAAAUCAAAGUGGCUUAAAGAAGAGUCACGCCCUAAUACAGCGAUUGAAGGGCUUGACAAUUGUAACAUACUUUUGUUUCCAAACAUAUGGAAACUAUUACAAGUCUUAGCCACUAUACCUAUGUCAACAGCGACACCAGAAAGAACAUUUUCUUCUUUAAAAAGAUUGAAAACGUAUCUUAGGAACUCGACUGGUGAAACUCGUCUCAACGGAUUAGCGUUAAUGUCAAUACACAGGGAAAUAAAUGUUGAUCCAGAAGAGCAAGAAUUGCAGGAUUUUGCUUUAAAAUGGGAAACAUUGAGUCAAAGUUUGACAGAAGAGUAUUACAAUACCAAAUCAAAUAAUAGCUCCGAUAAAGAAGAUUAUGAAAACAAUGAUUUGAUAGAUGAAACAAUAUUAGAUAAUAUACCACAAGAAAGUUCUUGUUUAAGCCAAGUGUCAUGUGAACGUAGUUUUUCUAAAUUAAAACAUGUGAAAACAUCAAUUCGUAGUACUUUAAGUCAGCAGAACCUUGAAACACUCAUGUUAAUGAGUGUAGAAAAAGACAUUUUAAUGGAUCUCGAUAAUAAUGAUAUAAUAAACAAAAUUUCAACCAAAAGUGAUCUCCUCAAAAAAGUGCUUCAGUAUUGA
Molecule: messenger RNA, 1641 nt
Organism: Metopolophium dirhodum (rose-grain aphid)
Lineage: Eukaryota; Metazoa; Arthropoda; Insecta; Hemiptera; Aphididae
Product: 52 kDa repressor of the inhibitor of the protein kinase-like
Exons: 5
Coding region: 1-1641 (546 amino acids)
Molecular function (GO): protein dimerization activity
Source: RefSeq, a predicted model, not a curated record